AGACAAUAAAGCUGAGUUGCACAAAACAUCGAAUUAGGUCCUUCAUGCAGAUGAGUUGAUCUUCGUAUGCUCCACAUUUUUGCUUACCUUAGUACUAUAUAUACAGAAUCCUAAUUAACAAGAACAAACAACUCAGCUGCAUAAACUGAAAACAAUCAUAUUAUGGCAGAUCUGAAAUCCGUUCUUUCCCAAGUGCUUUUGAGUAUCCUUAUAACUAUAUUGCUGCAAAGGCAAGUAAUUGAAUCUCAGGGUCAGCCGCAGACAUGCUUAGCAUCACUUGGGAACCUGAACGUCUGCUCCCCAUUUGUGUUACCAGGAACAUCUAAUACGACUCCUACCACAGAGUGUUGUGCUGCCCUCCAAUCACUGGAUCAUGAGUGCAUAUGCAAUACUGUUCGUGUUGCUGCCCGCCUUCCUUCUCACUGCAACCUUCCUCCCAUCUCUUGUACUCGUCAUCACUAGUCAUUUUAGCAAAUUGAAUAUGUUCCAAAGAAGUGUUUGUUCAAGUAGUGGAGUGUGAGUUUCAACUUUCAAGAAAUAAUCAUAUGUUAGGAAAAUUAGGAUUUU
Molecule: messenger RNA, 567 nt
Organism: Solanum lycopersicum (tomato)
Lineage: Eukaryota; Viridiplantae; Streptophyta; Magnoliopsida; Solanales; Solanaceae
Product: stamen-specific protein FIL1-like
Source: RefSeq, a predicted model, not a curated record